UCAACCGUUCUGGUCGUGGGUUGCAUCCUUUAUAAAAUGGUUAAAUAUAUAUUAUUCUUAAUCCUGUUAUGGAUAAAAGUUAUAUACACAUUAAAGCAAUGUGAUGACUGCGUGUUAUACACCUCAUGUCCGAAAGCUAUGGAGCUGGCCAGGCGCCAAGUGCACGGUGACAUUUUCAAGACUGCUUUCUGUGGAUACGACAUAUCACAACCUAGAAGUCCACCCAUGGUGUGUUGCUCUGACUUCGCCGCCGCUGCGGGUAACACAGGAAUCGAAAGUAUUGGUGCCCGAAUUGGGGCUCCUGAAAGUGACCAAGUGGAACGUACUAGUCCUACUGCUGCAAGAGUACCGAUCGAAAGUCACCCCAAUGUUCGACUGCUGCCCGACGCCGACUGCGGCGACAUCGACGGCAAACGCGUCGUCGGUGGAACGAUUGCAGGACUUUACGAGUUUCCCUGGAUGGCCCUGAUCGCAACACGCACUCGCAGUGGGCUAGACUUUUCAUGCGGUGGCAGCAUCAUCAACUCGAGGUAUAUUUUGACGGCAGCACACUGCAUCCACAACAUAGCUGGCGUGAGGGUCGGCGAUUACGAUAUAACGAGUACCACGGACUGCCAGGGUUCUGGAACUGAAUAUAUUUGCGAGACACACUAUCAGGAUAUUGAGGUUGAAGAAGAGAUAGUGCACGAAGGCUGGUCGACGUCAAACCCAGACAAAAUUCAUGAUAUAGCUCUCUUGCGCCUCAAGGAACCAGUCGAUUUUUCACAUCGAAACGUGGCCCCUAUAUGUUUACCAGCAACAGAAGAAAUGAGGAUCAUGUCUUUAGACGAUAAAAAGGUGACAGUGGCUGGUUGGGGAGUUACGGAAACAGGCAGGGAUUCCAAAUUGCUAAGGAAGGUCGACAUCCCUAUUGUGAGAAGGGAUACAUGCUUGACUAAAUAUGAAAGCUCUGGAAAUCCCAAAAUAAUAAACGAAAACCAAGUCUGUGCCGGUAAGAUCCGGAGAGACUCCUGCAACGGAGACUCAGGUAGUCCCAUGAUGUUGGAGAGCGAGUAUCGUGGAUCGUACAGGAUCGUGCAAUACGGGUUGGUCUCGUACGGACCGACGAAGUGUGGUUCCAGCGUUCCUGGGGUAUACACUAACGUCGCCAAAUACAUGGACUGGAUAUUAGAUCACAUGAGAGAGUAAAGCUCGAUAAUCGAUUUAUAUGCGAACCGAACUUUACCGAACGCGCGAGAAUACAAGGAAAUGACGGAGCGACCGCGCUGCUAUUUCAAUAAAUCGUUACAUAGCCUUGCAUGUGAUCUCGCGUUGUAGCGAACAAACGGCGCGUUUUCGCUGCCGCAUUUAAGUCCAGCCUAAAGUUUACUAAAGGACAAUGGGCAAAAGUCUAUGAAACCUGGGACCAUCUCUUUUGAAAAAACCUACACAUAUCUAAUUGCUAGUAAAGGUGGUAUCAAUAUGUCCAUUGUUGUUUACUGAUUAAGACAUUGAUGCAUUUGUAAUUUGUAUUCACUAUAUUUAAA
Molecule: messenger RNA, 1526 nt
Organism: Aricia agestis (brown argus)
Lineage: Eukaryota; Metazoa; Arthropoda; Insecta; Lepidoptera; Lycaenidae
Product: phenoloxidase-activating factor 3-like
Exons: 8
Coding region: 37-1188 (383 amino acids)
Biological process (GO): proteolysis
Molecular function (GO): serine-type endopeptidase activity
Source: RefSeq, a predicted model, not a curated record